Molecule: messenger RNA, 1218 nt
Organism: Mytilinidion resinicola
Lineage: Eukaryota; Fungi; Ascomycota; Dothideomycetes; Mytilinidiales; Mytilinidiaceae
Exons: 2
Coding region: 1-1218 (405 amino acids)
Source: RefSeq, a predicted model, not a curated record
AUGAGGUGGGCCACUCGCUUGGGUGGGCCGCUCGCUUGUGGACUUCAAAUAUUUUUCCGAAAGGCAAAAUGGAUGUUCUGGGCCAUUGUUGGCCCCGAGAUCGUCUUCGCGGUAGCGAUCGGCCAAUUCGCGUCAGCUAGGAGAUCCGUCAAGAGGUUCAAAAGCCUCGGCCACAAGUGGACUGUUCGCCAUGGUUUCUUCGCUGAUAUGGGCGGCAUAUUACUUCAGCCGAAAGAGAGCACCCCGUUCCUCGUCAACAGUCGACAAUUGGCGUACCUUGUGGAGAAAGAAUACAUAAAGUUUCCGAGUAUUACAGAGGAAGAAAUAUGGGAUAAAUCGAAAGCAGACACGCUUGCCAAAACGAUAACCUUGAUACAAGCGAGCUGGCUCGUUAUUCAGCUACUCGGCCGGGCUGCGCUUCGCAUUCCUACCACUACACUUGAGCUAUCUGCUGGCGCUAUUGUGUUUUGCACAUUUGGAACCUUUAUUUGCUGGCUUCGCAAACCGACGGAUGUGCAAAAAGGGAUCGUACUCAGCACUGAAGCGACCACAGCCCAGAUCUUGAUCGAAGCUGGAGAAGGAGCUGCAACACCAUACCGGCACACACCUUUAGAUUUUGUCGCAAAGGAGUCUUUUACCUGCAGCCAUGAUGUAAUGGGCUUUUUCAAUCUCCGCUGUGAUAAUCGCGAACGGCCUUUGCGAAAGUUUCCUAACGACCGUUUCCCGGAUAUUGGCACCUACGAGAAGUUCGCUUUAUUUUGCAUGACUUCCGCAUAUGCAGCGACACAUUUGAUUCCAUGGAAUUUCACCUUCCCAACGCGCACUGAGCUGCUGUUGUGGCGCGUUUCUGCCUCGAUUUUCACCGGAGUGACUGUGUUCUUCUGGGUUUUUGAAACCAUCGCUGCCCGUCAGCGGUUUGGAAGAUGGGAUAAGUAUCUUAUUUGGUUAAGACUCAAGAAACCUGCGCCAAGUUUGACGGCUGAUGAAGAGAUGGGACCGAAACGCCAGGAUACUGUUAAACGUCUCGAUGCUUUCGAAGAAGAGCAGCGGAAUGCGAAACCUAUCUUAAUUUGGGAGAUUGGGUUACUGCUUCCUAUUGUAUUCUUAUAUAUAGUGGCAAGAGCAUAUAUGAUUGCUGAAGUGUUCGUUAGCUUGAGGGAAGUGCCGAGAGGUGUAUACCAGACUUUUGAGGUAGCACAGCUAAUUCCGCAUUGGUGA